Molecule: messenger RNA, 687 nt
Organism: Oncorhynchus kisutch (coho salmon)
Lineage: Eukaryota; Metazoa; Chordata; Actinopteri; Salmoniformes; Salmonidae
Gene: mrpl54
Product: mitochondrial ribosomal protein L54
Exons: 3
Coding region: 27-500 (157 amino acids)
Cellular component (GO): mitochondrial large ribosomal subunit
Molecular function (GO): structural constituent of ribosome
Source: RefSeq, a predicted model, not a curated record
GAAGAAGUUACCCGGAAGUGGCGAUUAUGAAUGUCAAAGACAUGCAUGGUGGCCAUUUGUGUUAUCCCUUACCGCAAGAAAGUAUGGCAGGGUACGGAUUAUUCUGCUCUACAAUGAGAAUUAAAUGCUUUGCGACCAAUACACCUGUGAGAUUUUGUAUGAGUAACCUGUUGUAUAGAAUUCCUACGUGUGGAUAUGCAAAGAAAGUUGCUGCCAAAGGGAAGGGCAAGGGUAUGGUGAAAGAUGUGCUGAAGGGACCGGAGGUUUGUAAGGACCCUGUGAAGCUCACCUCUCACGCUGUUGGAGUCAACAUUUUUAAGCAAGGAGACGACCCUGCACUGAAACCUCCCGAGGAGUACCCAGAGUGGCUGUUCCGGUUGCAGCUGGGUCCCCCUAAGAAUAUCCAUGAGCUGGAGCCAGAUAGCCAUGAGUACUGGAAGGUCCUGAGGAAGGAGCACAUGUUGCGCUUUAACAGGUUACACAAAGGGAAGAAGCUGUAGGACCCAGAGCCAGUGAAAGAGAGCCCCUCAGUGAUCAGCUGCUCUCUGCAGAUCUGUGUACACCAGACACUACAGCAUAGCUGUAACCUGACCGACUCAAUACUGUCAGUCAGUAUGUCAUCUUUCUGCUGAAAAGGAAUCACCAAUCAACUUGAGAACUUGGACUUGUUGUAAGUAAAGUAAAAAA